CACAGCAAGCGUCGCAUCAAGACCGUCAUGUCUUGAUCGGACGAGACCAAGCAAGCAGCUAGACGCAGGAUUCCAAGGCAGCGGCGGACCAGGAACUGCCCCGUAAUGUAAUGCACGCCCCGUCACGAGCAGGCAGUUUUAAGCUUGUAGGGGGAGCGGCGUGUUGGAUGUGCGCUACUAGUGACGUCACGACAUCCAUGGCCGCCCGUCCAACGUGCUGCGAUAUCUAAAGUACAAAACAAGCGCCGUCGCUGGCUUCUCAACGACGUCUUGUCUUCUCUUCAACCAACCCUUUCUCAUCACUUCAAACACAACAAGUACACCACCACCACCACCACCACACAAACACACCCCCAUAAUCCGACAUCAUGAACUUCGGCGGCAACAGCAACAACACCAUGGCCUCGGGCCAGCCCGCCGCGGGCAGCACCGAGAAGGCUGACUUUGGCGACAAGGCCUUUGACUUUGCCUCCAAGAAGGCCGGCCACCCCGUCGACCGCAACGCGGGCGAGAAGAUCACCGACGCUGCCCGCGGUGUCUACGAGAAGGCCACUGGAAAGAAGGUCAACCCCAAGAUUUCCAACUAGAAAUAAUGUCUACUUGUACAAUAGUCGGCAGUCGAGCAACGCGUGGUGCGGUAGCCGCAUGCUUGCUGGCGCUAAUAAAGGAGAAUUUGAAGCAUAACAUCAUAUUCAAUGCAAUCUGCCAAGGGACUCUGAUGGAUCAGGAAUUCUACAAGUGACUAUUGGAACACGUCAAUUUCGUUGAAAAGAUGAAGGCCAUAUCAAGCGCGUUCGAAAUCAGGCUCAUGCCGUGAUAUCCAAAAG
Messenger RNA from Gaeumannomyces tritici R3-111a-1, 827 nucleotides. RefSeq lists its product as hypothetical. The transcript is spliced from 3 exons. Bases 369 to 587 code for a protein of 72 amino acids. The record is from RefSeq and is a predicted model, not a curated record. Lineage: Eukaryota; Fungi; Ascomycota; Sordariomycetes; Magnaporthales; Magnaporthaceae.